Thalassophryne amazonica is the source of this 3428-nucleotide messenger RNA. It is a transcript of the gene hsd11b2, whose product is annotated as hydroxysteroid (11-beta) dehydrogenase 2. NCBI's taxonomy places the organism in Eukaryota, Metazoa, Chordata, Actinopteri, Batrachoidiformes, Batrachoididae. The record is from RefSeq and is a predicted model, not a curated record. The transcript has 5 exons. Bases 88 to 1323 code for a protein of 411 amino acids. Gene Ontology annotation, molecular function: oxidoreductase activity.
GACAGCUGUAGAGGACGAGCUGAACCUGUUGCUGGUUCCACCAAUCACAGACAGCCACAGUGACACCCGGGAGGACAUCCACCUCUGAUGAUGGACGACUAUAUGCUGCCCACCUGGAUUUACCUCGCCGUCCUGGCUGUCAUAGUUGGCAGUGUCAUGAAGAAGGUGUUGGCGUUCCACCUGAGCUCCACCCCGGCACUGCUGGCAUGGCUCAGCUUCACCGUGCUGGUAGAGCGGUUGUGGGCAUUCUGCCUGCCCACUGUCCUCUUGAUGGCACUGUUUGGUCUUAGUGUCUGGCUUUACUCCACUUUCAGGCCCGGGGCACUGCCCACUCUGCCUGCACAUGGCAAAGCUGUAUUCAUUACAGGCUGUGACUCUGGUUUUGGAAAAGCUGCUGCAAUGCGUCUGGAUGCACUUGGUUUUGAGGUGUUCGCGACGGUACUCAACCUGUCUGGUGAAGGUGCUAAAGAACUCCAGAGGACAUGCUCACCUCGCCUCACCCUCAUCCAAGUGGACAUCACCCAGCCUCAGCAGGUUCAGCAGGCCCUCCUGGUCACCAAGAACAAACUCGGCCCCAACGGUUUAUGGGGUUUGGUGAACAAUGCCGGAGUGUGCGUAAACUUUGGAGAUGCUGAGCUGUCACUUAUGUCAAACUACAGAGGCUGCAUGGAGGUCAACUUCUUCGGCACGCUCAACGUCACGCAGAGUUUCCUCCCACUCCUGCGGCAGUCCAAAGGACGCCUUGUGACCAUUUCCAGUCCAGCCGGUGACCAGCCAUUUCCUUCCCUGGCAGCAUACGGCGCCUCAAAAGCAGCACUCAACCUUUUCAUCAAUACGCUGCGCCAUGAGCUGGAGCCCUGGGGUAUCCGAGUCUCCAUCAUUCUGCCGUCCUCAUACAAAACAGGUCAAUCUAGUAACCAGGCCUACUGGGAGCAGCAGCACAAACACUUGCUUCAGACUCUGUCGCCAGCACUGCUCGAGGAGUACGGUGAGGACUAUGUGACUGAGACCAAGGAGCUCUUCUGCAGCUACACAAGCACAGCCAACCCGGAUGUCAGCCCCGUCAUUGACGUCAUCGUGCAGGCAUUGUUGUCUCCGCAACCUCUGGUGCGCUACUUUGCUGGGCCAGGCAUUGGCCUGAUGUAUUUCCUCCAUAGCUACUGCCCAGUCAUCAUCAGAGACAGGUUCAUACAGAAACUGUUCCUCAAGAAGAAGCUGAUGCCACGAGCGCUCAGGAAGCAGUCGAGCUUCGACAUCAACCUCAAGUUCUGCAACAACAAUAAUGAGGAGAAGGUGGUCCAACCUGCCAUGCACCAACAAUAGAAACAUUGUCGCAGUAGCUUCGAGGACCACUUGUGUAAUGCACCGGUAAUGCUGUAUGUUUUUGGAAAGAAACUGAAGGAGCGAAAAUGAUGCACCGAAUUUUGGGGUUUGUGACUCCAGUAAGGUCAGUCAGGGUAUCGUAGAGCUAGUAUACGUUGCUACAGGCCUCACUGCCGUUCGUGAGGUCAUUAGGGCUGCAGGAAGAGCAUAGAACACAACAAUCACAACAAUUCCACGCUCACUCCACACAGAGGGUGCCGAGUUCAAGUCCAGUCAGCUCACUUCAAGUUUCGUGUCUCAGAACACAAGCUGCCCUCAAUGUCUUCAACUUGACAAGCAACCAACACGUGACAUGACUAAAUAAAAAAACUCAACACGUUAUGGAGACUGCGAAUAAUGAUUUCAAUCAUCAAUUCAUCAGUUUUUUUUAUUAAAUGUUUUAUUGUUCAUAAUUAUUCUGUCUGUCCACUUUGAUGGCUUAGUGGUUAGCACUGUAGUCUCACAGCAAGAAGGUUGUGGGAUCGCUUCCCACCUGGGGCCUUUCUGUAUGGAGUUUGCAUGUUCUCCCCAUGUUUGCGCUGGUUCUCUCCGGGUGCUCCGGCUUCUUCCCACAUCCAAAGACAUGCAGGUUAGGUGAAUUAGAAACUUUAAAUUGACCAUAGCUGUGAAUGUGUAUGUUUGUCUGUAUGUCACCCUGUGAGAGGACUAGUGUCCUGCCCAGGGUGUACCCACCUCACAGCCUAUGACUGCUGGGAUAUGCUCCUUGGAUGCUGCUGGAAUGACUUGGUGUCAAAUGAAUGCUAACUGAAAGUCUCUCAGAUGAAGAGUUCUACUUGCAUUGUGAGGGAACUUCCGCUAUAACAUCUCUGGGCAUGAACCAAAGUGCUGACACCUCAGUGUUGAGGAUUUCAUUAACUAGAGAAGGCCAAGGACACACCCAUGUAUCACCUGGCUGCAGCAGAUGGAUGGUCAGUAUGUAGCACUUGGGAUAGACCAGUGGCCUCUGUGGGUGGUUGACAAUCAGGAACCAGAACAGUUCUGUAAAAUGGUAGAUGUGGUACCAGCACAUCCUUCCAGACCUGAACUGACCUUUGAAAAUGGGCGUUUCCAAUUUCAUACUGUAUCUGAUCACAUCAAAAGUAUCAAGGACAGUCUGAAAUUUAGCAACUGCAAAUUUAUUAUAAAUAAUACAUAAUAAUUCACUAAAAAAGUAGUUUUUAGUCAGUUUGAUGAUAUUUGCUGCCCACUACUAAUGGUAUCCAAGGAUCUUGCAAAGGAGGGGAAGGAUCCUUACAUAGACUGAUGAGAAGUAUCACUUAGGAGUGUCAGCUAUGACAUUGUGACAGUGUGAGGUCUAUAUAGUCCAGCAUGCAGGUGCCUCGGUUUUGAGGACCCCAGUAACUGGACAACGGCACAGGGCUGAGUAUCAGGUGGGUAUGGCAGAUAGGUCUAACAGGUAGUGAUGGACUGGUUGUCUGGACAGGCAGUCGCCAACCAUUAGGUGUUGAGGUGCAGCAGUAGUGUAUGUUUCUCUUCUUUUUUUGAACACUGAAAUGUAACAACCCAUGCUGAUUGUUUGAGGGCCCUCUAGUGGGGGAUAUGAAUGAGAUCAGAUUAAACUCUGCUCAAAAUAAUGACAUUUUCAGGUUGUUUUUUAAGCAACAAACCAAAGAUUUUUAUAUUUUAAAGAAAAUAUUGUCCUUAAAAGCAGACAUUUUUAUACACAGGGUUUCUGAUGAUUAUUUUUUCUUUGCAAUACUUCAACCAUAAACUAUAUAUAUAUGUAUACUUAACAUUUCACACUGAAUUCGAUGUUCAAAACAUACAGCAGUGGCGUAUGUAGUGAUUGUUGGAAUGCGUUUCUGUGUGUGUGUUUGUGUGUAUGUACUUUCAGUUUCAGUUCUGUGCAUUUUAUGUCGGAACUCUGUGGCCUCAGCCAUUCAUGCUGCCGACUAUUUUGUUUUUCAAAUAAAACUAUUUAUAUUUCCUUUUCUUCUUCAACAUGUAAACUAUGAAUUUUGUUUUAAAAAAAAUGGAAAUCCACAAAAAUGUAAUGAUCACAUAGUUCAUUGUUUAAUCAAAAUAAAGUUGACUUUUGCAUAUUG